Messenger RNA from Gossypium arboreum, 1288 nucleotides. Its product is annotated as transcription factor MYB34. The transcript has 3 exons. Lineage: Eukaryota; Viridiplantae; Streptophyta; Magnoliopsida; Malvales; Malvaceae. The record is from RefSeq and is a predicted model, not a curated record. The coding region runs from base 169 to 1122 and encodes 317 amino acids.
UUUCUAUAUAUAUGUAGUGAGAAAUGUCCCUCACAGUUUCAUAUCAGAUCUUUUGUAAGAAGUCACACCAUCACUCCUCAAUUCUAAUGUGAAACCCCUUCAUACUGCUCCAUCCAUUUCCCCUAUACAAAGCAUUCACAAAGUGAACAAAGCGACUCACAUAUCGGAAUGGGAAGAACUCCAUUCUGCAGUUCAGAUGGUUUGAAGAAAGGAGCCUGGACUGCUGAAGAAGACCAGAAGCUCAUUUCUUACAUUCAAAAACAUGGCGAAGGUGGCUGGCGUUUCCUCCCCCAAAAAGCUGGUCUUCAAAGAUGUGGGAAGAGCUGUAGAUUGAGAUGGGCUAAUUAUCUAAGACCUGGAAUUAAGAGAGGAGAUUUCAGUCCUGAGGAAGAUAAAACCAUUAUUAAACUUCAAGCUGAAUUAGGCAACAGGUGGGCAGCAAUAGCCAGGCACUUGUCAAAUAGAACAGAUAACGAAAUCAAGAACUACUGGAACGCUCAUCUAAAGAAACGCUUAGCUAACAUGGGUGCAGAUCAGGUGACGGUCAGCGGCGCUUCCUCAUCCAGCGGAAACUCCGAUAGUAAUGCCGUCACCAACACCGAAUGUGCCAAACCACAACAAUCUGAACCCACAAAGAAACGCUCAGCUUCAGCACUGCUACUCAAUAAGUUGGCCACUAGGGUCACCCAAUGUGUUGGCCCUCUGCGAGCUUCUCAAACUCUGCAGCAACCAACAAUGCCAUUCAAUGGUGGUGCCGAAAAUUCCGAUAUAUUUUGCCACCCUUUGCCGAGUUCUACACCAGAAAGUACGUCUUGGGCAGAUAAUAAUAAUAUCAGUAAUUCGCUGACAAUACCAGAAUGUGGUACUACAAACGCCAUUGAUGAACGUGAUAGCAGUUCUUCUGCUGGAGUUUUAAACGCCAUUGUGGCCUCCGAGUUCGCUUCACUGACUUGCGUUGACGAACUCAGUGACUGGGGAAACACCAACUACAGCAUCGAACCAGAGCAAGUGCAAAUUGAUUACAGUGAUUCCAUGACUGUUGGUUAUGGUGGACUUUGGGACGACGACGUAAUUGUGGUCGAUGAUGAUGAUUAUACAGUGGGAUCUCUGGGGUUUUUAUAAUAACUCUACUCCAUUUAGGUCAUGUUUCUGCAUUAUAUGCAAGUAUUUGCAGAGCUUUACUAUGAACAUAUUCAGAUUUUUAUUCCAUAAAACAACAAUUUCUUUUAUUUUAUUUUUUUGGCAUAAUGAUGAUUACAAUAAGCAACUUUACUCAACGUAGAUACAG